AAUCUGUCAAAUCAUGUUUCUAUUUAAGUCUAGUGUUUUGCACAAGUUUCUGUAAGGGUUGUGUAAAAUAUGAAUUUUGAACUUGAUAAAAAAGUGGAAGUCUGCAAUGUCCUGAGCUUACUAAUAUAGUGAAACAAAUGUGUUUGUCAAUUAGGCUUUUUUUUUGAUGUGCUGAGUCAGGAUGGCAGCUAAAAAAAGAAAGUUAGAUAUUAGGAGCUACUUUAAAACAAAUACAACUGAGGUGACAGAAACAGUCCUGCUAGGUAGUUGCUCAGGAAGAGAGGCAAGUGGAGAGGCAGGGUCACAGGUGACAGAAACAGUCCUGCUAGGUAGUAGCUCAGGAAGAGAGGCAAGUGGAGAGGCAGGGUCACAGGAUGCUGAUCCAUCUGUAGACAGCAAUAGACAGAGUAACUGUGAAAGUGACGACAUCGAAGAACAGAGUGACAACAAUGAAGAACAGUGUAGAACUGGAGAUAUUCUGGACUUUGACAUCAAGCCAAACCAACCUCACCCCAAGAACAUUGCAGUUCAAAAGCUGUCAAAUAGGGUCCUCCAUUUUCAGGAAAAUUGGUACAAGCAGUAUCCAUGGCUUCACUAUAGCCCCACUGUGAAGGGAAUUCUCUGUUUUUACUGUGUGAAAACAUACACAAUAAAGAAAAAUACACUGUCCAAAAAAGCAGACCCUGCGUUUUCCUCUAAGGGAUUUAGUAACUGGAAGAAUGCUCUUGUUAGCUUUGAAUGCCACCAGAAUAGCAAAUCGCAUCAUCAUGCAGUCACAGUUAGUGCUCAAGAAGCAAACCCAGUAGAUUCACAACUCUCAAGUGCCUGGGCAAAGCAAUAA
This is a messenger RNA of Carassius auratus (goldfish), 841 nucleotides long. RefSeq lists its product as uncharacterized. Bases 182 to 841 code for a protein of 219 amino acids. The record is from RefSeq and is a predicted model, not a curated record. Lineage: Eukaryota; Metazoa; Chordata; Actinopteri; Cypriniformes; Cyprinidae. The transcript is spliced from 4 exons.